CUAUAUAGAAUUCUAUUGUUAUAAAGUAUUCUGAAAAAAUGGAUAUCCAAGCUAAUUGCUUUGUCACGCACUAUUAUUUUUUGAGCUCCCUGGGCUUUAUUUUAAUGGGAAUAGUUUUGAUGGUGCCCUCGAUACGUGAAAAGUUUCGUAAUCAGUAUAUGAAAUUUCGCGCGAAAGCGAUAAACUAUACACCCAUAACAUAUAUGCAGGAUGAUAAUCUAUCGGCAGUAUCGAGAAGGCGUUUGCUCAUGGUGGGUCGUAAGACUUUAGUUUUAGACAUGGACGAGACGCUGAUAUCGUCUGUGAUACUGUAUCGGAUGAAAUCGUUGCUAAGCGCGGGACCCGAAGUCAAUCGGCGAUACGAGGCGAAGUCAAAAAUGGUACACUCAACGCCAUAUGAUUACAGCUUCGAUAUACCUUUGUCGGAUGCCAGUGUCUAUGUCUAUAAGCGACCCUACGUAGAUCUGUUUUUGGAUCGGGUCUCGGAGUGGUACAAUCUGGCAAUCUUCACCGCUGCCUCGGAGGCAUAUGCCUCUCAAGUGCUGGACUUUCUAGAUGCUGGUCGAAAUAUACUGAAGCGUCGAAUGUUUCGACAGCAUUGCGUCAAUGUCUGUGGGGUUCGGGCUAAGUUUGUGUCGCUGGUUCACAGCGAUCUGGCCAACGUGCUGCUCCUCGAUGAUUGCCCCAUGGAAAACAGCUUCAAUAUUGGCAAUACGGUGAACAUCAAGCGCUAUCGCAUCGGUUCGAAGGACAAUGAACUGCUCUGCAUGUUGCCCUUUCUGGAUGCCCUGCGAUUCACUAGAGAUGUUCGUUCUCUCUUGGGUCGCAUCACUCGCUUCGAUUGCCUCGCCAGUUGCAUGGAAGAGCAUUUGUACGAAGCCGAGGAAGAUGAAGAAGACAUGCAUAAUUCAUUUUAA
Drosophila navojoa is the source of this 917-nucleotide messenger RNA. Its product is annotated as CTD nuclear envelope phosphatase 1 homolog. Gene Ontology annotation, molecular function: phosphatase activity. The record is from RefSeq and is a predicted model, not a curated record. Lineage: Eukaryota; Metazoa; Arthropoda; Insecta; Diptera; Drosophilidae.